UUUAUAUGUUUCCAAAUACCAAUGGGCAUUUAGCCAUUUUCUGUCUAUGAAGUUCACAAUAAAAUCCUUCAUCAACCUCUUUACUUUCUCAUCUUGAUAUUUCCUUAUAGUUUUUAACAAUUUAGUCUCUUCCAUCUCUGGUUUCUUCAUCAACUGCACAGGGCAAAUUGAUAUUUUUUAAUGCUUAUCAGCAUCUUGUUCAUGGUGUUUGAGAUUAAUGUCUCCAGUACUCAGUGAAAUACUCCUUUGUGGUUUUAUGAUAAACUCUACACUUAGGCGCAGGACCCAUCUUGUUCAAUCUCUCUCUGUUGUUUUCCUUUACUGGUUCUACGUGUUUUCAUUAACUCUCUCUCUCUUUCUGAUUGAAAUCCCAUAAUCAUCUCUUGUUUUCUUUAGUUCUUUUGAAUAAUAAAAUUUCUGGGUCCAGAAGCCAGUUAUUGUUUCUUUUGUUUCGGUUGUAUUUGUUGUUGUUGUUGUUAUGGCUAGUUCAAGCAAUGGAGCAUCCUCAGCUUCAUUCACGCAGGGAAGCUCGAGUUCAUCGGAGGAUUUUCAGCAGAAUUUAGAUGAAAGGAAGCGCAAGAGAAUGGCAUCCAACAGGGAGUCUGCCCGCAGGUCUCGGAUGCGUAAACAGAAGCACCUGGAUGAACUAAAGGGCCAAGUUUCUGAGCUCAUAAAGAAUAACAACCAGAUCCUCACAAGCAUCAAUGCCACCUACCAGCUUUACUUGAACGUUGAGGCCGAGAACUCGGUUCUUAGAGCUCAGAUGAGUGAGCUCAGCACUAGGUUGCAAUCUCUCAGUGAAAUCAUUGAUUUCAUAAACUCGAGCAAUGAGAUUAUAAAAAGUGACAACUUUGAUCAGGCUGACCAUUAUCAUCCUCAUCGUCAGAUCAAUGAUGAUACUUUCAUGAAUCCAUGGAAUUCAUUCUCUGUCAAUCAAUCAUUCAUGUCUUCUGCUGACAUUAUUUUGUACUGAAUUCGGUACUUGGCUGUGUACCCUGGCUUUCUAGUUUACUGGUGUUUUUAGAUUUCCCUGAGUUUUAAUGUUUUUUCUCUUGUUUUACUCGUAUUAUUUAUGUUGUAAUUAGGAAUUUAAAUUGCAAUGCAGAUGCAUUUUCAG
Molecule: messenger RNA, 1117 nt
Organism: Hibiscus syriacus
Lineage: Eukaryota; Viridiplantae; Streptophyta; Magnoliopsida; Malvales; Malvaceae
Product: bZIP transcription factor 11-like
Exons: 1
Coding region: 479-973 (164 amino acids)
Biological process (GO): positive regulation of DNA-templated transcription
Cellular component (GO): nucleus
Molecular function (GO): DNA-binding transcription factor activity; transcription cis-regulatory region binding
Source: RefSeq, a predicted model, not a curated record